AUGACUACUGCAUUCGAAACUUCUGCUUUAAAUAACUUUUUGCCGGAUUAUUACAAAAGCAUAUUUCCCUUCAAACCUUAUACGAAAUGGCUAUGUUAUGGUAAAAAAGCAAAUGAGUACUUCAACAGAAGAGAAUUCGCAUUUAUCUUAGAAGGGGAUGUGCACUUGCGUUAUCGUAGUUUUGGCGAAGCUUGCGAGUUUGAGAAAGAGCUAUGCAAAGUCUCUCCGCACAAACUCGACGUAGGAGCUGUUUAUAAUUAUACCCCAAGAGACAAUCGAAGUAGGCAAGAUUUUAAAGCUAUUGAGAGAGAACUCGUUUUCGAUAUUGAUCUUACUGAUUAUGACGUUGUCCGCACAUGUUGCUCGGAAGCCAAAGUGUGUUCCAAAUGUUGGAAGUUCAUAGUAGCAGCUGUAAUCACGUUGGAUAGGGCUUUGAGAGAUGAUUUUGCUUUCCAAGCUAGAAUGUGGGUUUUCUCAGGAAGACGUGGAGUCCAUUGCUGGGUUGGUGAUGAAAAAGCAAGAAAGUUGAAUCAUGCUGGAAGAACAGCUGUGGCAGAAUACCUCUCCCUUGUUAUCGGUGAUAAACUAGGUUUCUCCAUCGCCCCGAAACUCAAAGGACAACCUAAACCUUUGCACCCUUCAGUUUCUAAUGCUUACAGAACACUGAUGGAUGAUGGUUUCAUGGAUGAAAUGGUUAUGGAACAAGAAUGGCUGGAUGGUGACGUGACAAAUAUUCUUGCCAAAAUUAAUGAUAAAAGUUUCCGAGAUCGCAUCGCUCGUGAUUUUGAAGGAUUAUCCGCCAAGCAGAGAUGGAAGUACUUGAAACUUCAAUUCGACUCGGUUGCCAGAGAAAACGCUGUUGAAGAAGGCUGUAAAUUGCCUGAGCUUCCUCCACUAUUCGACAGAUUUUUCUUGGAGUGGUUUGUUCUGUGGCACUGCUACCCAAGACUCGACGUGAAUGUAUCUACUGGUGUUAACCAUUUAUUGAAAUCUCCUUUCUGUAUCCACCCGAAAACAGGUAAUGUAGCUGUUCCUUUGGAUGUGGAGACUAUCAAAGACUUUAAUCUGAAUAGCUGUCCAAGAAUAGAUUUAUUAAUAAAAGAAUUAGCUGAGGAGCUACAGAAUGAAGAUGUGAAGGAGAAUCGCAAGCUUCUGGGAUAUAAGCAUACAUCCUUAGCACCUUAUGUUGAAAACUUUGAAAAAUUUGUUCAUCUGGCUACUAACACGAAAUAA
Messenger RNA from Auanema sp. JU1783, 1233 nucleotides. The record is from the annotation of a GenBank genome assembly. Lineage: Eukaryota; Metazoa; Nematoda; Chromadorea; Rhabditida; Rhabditidae.